Messenger RNA from Cordyceps militaris CM01, 705 nucleotides. RefSeq lists its product as uncharacterized. NCBI's taxonomy places the organism in Eukaryota, Fungi, Ascomycota, Sordariomycetes, Hypocreales, Cordycipitaceae. The record is from RefSeq and is a predicted model, not a curated record. The coding region runs from base 1 to 705 and encodes 234 amino acids. The transcript has a single exon.
AUGUCUCAAUUGGCAGGUCUUCCGGUCUUGAUAGAAUACGUCUCGUUUGUGAAGCGAAGGAUCCAGCCGCUUUUGAGCAAUGAAGAGAUUCGACAGUACAGCCCGGGAUGCUUACCCCCGUUGUCAACUAUGUCGAGAAACUCCUACCCUUGGGUUCACUGGACUCGACGUGUCGUUGACAAUGUGACUUCUCUCAGCGAGGGCUCUGUUCUGGACGCCAUCAUCGCACAAGCCCUCUUUGGCCGCGCCAGAAUGAUGGAGCAGAAGUGGUUCCAAGACGUACAUCGCCUUCACGGAAGCUGUCUGGACUCUUUACCGAAAGACGCCCCGAUAGAGUUCGCGCAAUCGCAAGCGGCCAUCUUUGGCGGCACAGGCCGCUCUGAACCGCCGCCGCCACCGACCGAGACGACGCCGACCGAGACGACGCCGACCGAAACGACGCUGACCGAAACGCAGCCCACGCAGGACUUGCUCGCCAGGCUGCAGGCCAAAAUCGAAGAAAUCAACACGUUUGAAACCCAACAACACAAGAAUCUCGAGGAUCUGUUCAGCGCCCUCGCCAAGUCCUACCCCGGCAUCAAAGGCGUCCUCUGCGGCGUCCGACACAGCUUCCGCGGCCGCCACGAUCGAUGCGCAGAAAGAGAAGUACUCUUGAGCGCGACCUCGGAGUACAUUCAGGAGAUGGAGUGCCAGGGACAGAUUUGA